Molecule: messenger RNA, 769 nt
Organism: Raphanus sativus (radish)
Lineage: Eukaryota; Viridiplantae; Streptophyta; Magnoliopsida; Brassicales; Brassicaceae
Product: protein AUXIN-REGULATED GENE INVOLVED IN ORGAN SIZE
Exons: 2
Coding region: 303-722 (139 amino acids)
Biological process (GO): positive regulation of organ growth
Source: RefSeq, a predicted model, not a curated record
UCAACACUUAAGAAAAUCCCUAAAUUCACUGAACCCUCCCCCAUACUUUCUGAUCCUCUCCAACUCCAAGUCCUCUCUUAUUAAUAACCCCAAAAGAUUGUUCCUUUCAAGUCUCAUUUCUCAUACAGAUUCAAGAUCAGACCAAACCCACUUCUUGUUUUGGUACAAAGAAGCCAUCAUCUUCUUCUUGCAUACAGGAUCUGCUUUAACGGCUUAAAGCUUCGAUUACAAAUCACUGAGUCACUGAGUCAACUCGGACUUCUCCUUAUUCUCAUCGCUUCCAUCAAGCUGCAUUGGUCAAAAUGAAUCGUAAACCCCCAACUUUACAAAACGACAUCAUAAACAUCCAAGAUCGUUACUCAAACAACCUUGUCAUGGACGUCGGAGGAGGAAGAAGAAACAGCCGGGAAAACGUAAACUUUCGCCGUCCGGCGGCAAUGACGUCAGAGAACAGCAAGCGUGAGUUGCGACGGAGCUUCUCGUCGCAGAAAAGGUUGAUGAUCCCGGCGAACUACUUCAGUUUGGAGUCUCUGGUUAUACUGGUGGGUCUAACGGCGUCACUGUUGAUCCUUCCGUUAGUUCUGCCGCCGUUACCUCCGCCUCCGUUUAUGCUGCUUUUGAUUCCGAUUGGGAUUAUGGUUUUACUCAUUGUUCUUGCCUUCAUGCCUUCUUCUUCUUCUUCUUCUUCUAAGUCCAGAGAUGUAACUCGCACUUUUAUGUAAAUCUUUUCUUAUUGUAUUUAUAUAAAGUCUACGAACAUUAUUACACA